Molecule: messenger RNA, 669 nt
Organism: Kazachstania africana CBS 2517
Lineage: Eukaryota; Fungi; Ascomycota; Saccharomycetes; Saccharomycetales; Saccharomycetaceae
Gene: MED8
Product: RNA polymerase II mediator complex subunit MED8
Exons: 1
Coding region: 1-669 (222 amino acids)
Biological process (GO): regulation of transcription by RNA polymerase II
Cellular component (GO): mediator complex; core mediator complex
Molecular function (GO): RNA polymerase II cis-regulatory region sequence-specific DNA binding; transcription coregulator activity
Source: RefSeq, a predicted model, not a curated record
AUGUCACAGGACAGCAUUAACCUACCACCCAGGACAGCACCUCAUGAUGGAACAAAACCUGACUUCUCUGGGGUCCCAAGCCAGGCAUUAGACGCAGUAAGGAUGCGAUUAGCACAGCUAACGCACUCUUUGAGGAAAAUUAAAGAUGAAUUAUCGAAGGCUAAUCUCCCGCAAUGGUACUCUUUACAGUCACAACUAAAUGUAACUUUAUCACAGUUUUCUUCUGUCACAUCCACUUUGCAGCAUUUUCAAGACACUUUAGACACAACGGUAGUAUAUCCCUUAACUAAGUUUCCCACAACGUCGCAUGAAAAUCUCUUAACCACUCUAUUAAGAAAGAAAUAUGCUCCAGAGAUCGAUGAAUGGAUUAAAUCAACCAAGGAAGCAUCGGGUCUCAAUGCAGAAUCAAUCACACAACAAGAGAUUGACAGAAUACAUCAAAACGAUAAAGAAAUUACUACGUGGGCGUUGGAAAUCUUCGCCAAAGAGUUUGACGAUCACAAUUUCAAGGGCUUUCAGACGAAGAGAGAGUCCACAAGUGAUUCUGAUUCAGAACAGAUAUAUGUCCCAUCUUCAAGCCGUUAUAAACCUAAAACAACAUUCGAAGUUGAAGAUAUACUGAAUUUCACUUACAAAGGAGAACAUAAGUCACUGGAAGUGAAAAAGUGA